UAAGUCGCUAUACAUUAUCUGAAAGAAGCAGUCCACUAAUCUAAAACGAAAAUGAAGUUAAUUUUUCUCGUAUGCGUUAUCUAUGCCCUGUCUGACCUUUCACUGGCUCUAAAGGAUCCGAUCUGUGGUCAAGAGCCGGGCAAGCAGGGAAAAGGUGCAGUGAUAUGCUUGGCAUAUAUUCCGAAAUUUACCUAUUAUCCCGAUAAGAACGUUUGCGUAAAAUGGAUAUACGGAGGAUGUGGUCAGAACGAUAAUAUUUUCGAAAAGAAAGAGGAAUGCGAGUCUAAGUGCAAAGAAUAGUCUAUUGUUUAAUAAUGUGAGUGAAUAAUAAUUUUUACGAAAAAAUUGGUCAGCAAUAAAGGGAUAUUCAAUUGAAAA
Molecule: messenger RNA, 378 nt
Organism: Drosophila obscura
Lineage: Eukaryota; Metazoa; Arthropoda; Insecta; Diptera; Drosophilidae
Product: male accessory gland serine protease inhibitor-like
Exons: 2
Coding region: 52-300 (82 amino acids)
Molecular function (GO): serine-type endopeptidase inhibitor activity
Source: RefSeq, a predicted model, not a curated record